AGCGAACGCCGGGGAUGUGGGCAUUGAUCCGGGAGCAGCUAAGCUUAGCCUUAGCAGGUGAGCAACAAAGCAUACGCCCAAUGGACCCUGACAGCGAGGUGCAACACGAUUUCUACCCUAUCGUCCGGCAGUACAAGAGCGGCCGCGUCGUUCGCUUUGGCACCGCCAACCCCGUCCCCGCCGGCACCGACACCGCCGGCACCGGCGUGUCCUCCAGGGACGUCGUCAUCAACUCGAGCUCCGGUCUCUGGGCUCGCCUCUACCUCCCGCCGCUGCCCGCCGGGAGCCGCGACAAGCUCCCCGUCAUCAUGUACUACGACGGUGGCGCCUUCGUCAUCGGGUCGACGGCGGACGAACCCACGCACGAGUACCUCAACAGCCUCGCGGCCGGCGCCAGGGCCCUCGUCGUCUCCGCCGAGUACCGCCGCGCGCCGGAGCACCCGCUGCCGGCGGCGCACGACGACUCGUGGGAGGCGCUCGAGUGGGUGGCGUCGCACGCUGCGGCGGGCGCGGGCGCCGAGCCAUGGCUCGCCGCGCACGGCGACCUGUCGCGCGUGUUCCUGGCGGGGUUCAGCGCCGGCGGCAACAUCGCGCACGCCAUGGCCGCGCGCGCCGGAGCGCGGAGCCUCGGCGUGCCCAUCGGGGGGCUGCUGCUCAUCCACCCCUACUUCAUCGGCGAAGCGCCGGUCGGGCCGGAGGCGACGGACGCGGCGCUGAAGGCGUGGGCCGACGCGUUCUGGCGGUUCGUGCGCCCCGGCGCGGCGGGGCCGGACGACCCGCUGGGGAACCCGUUCUCGGAGGCCGCGGGCGGGAGCGCGGCGCGCCUCGCCGCCGGGCGCGUGCUCGUCUGCGUCGCGGAGGUGGACGCGCUCCGCGGCAGGGGCGUCUGGUACUACGAGAGCCUCAGGGCGAGCGGCUACGGCGGCGAGGUGGAGCUGCACGAGUCCGCGGGCGAGGACCACGUCUUCCACUACACCAAGCCGGGGUGCGAGCAGGCGCGGUUGCUGCACGCGCGCGUGCUGCGUUUCCUCCGUGGUGAAUGUCUGUAAAGUCAGCACGUGUGUGGUGUCCGUGCGACCGUCCCAAACUCCAAUUUUUUUUCUUCUUCUUUCUUUUUUUUUAGAGAUGGGCUCCAAGCUUCUUUUUUUUUGAAAGAGAGGGCUCCAGCCUCCAAGCUUUGGAGUGAUCCGGUAAAUAA
This is a messenger RNA of Panicum hallii, 1198 nucleotides long. RefSeq names its product 2-hydroxyisoflavanone dehydratase-like. The transcript has a single exon. NCBI's taxonomy places the organism in Eukaryota, Viridiplantae, Streptophyta, Magnoliopsida, Poales, Poaceae. The record is from RefSeq and is a predicted model, not a curated record. The coding region runs from base 15 to 1049 and encodes 344 amino acids. Gene Ontology annotation, molecular function: hydrolase activity.